Penicillium angulare is the source of this 1134-nucleotide messenger RNA. RefSeq names its product TauD/TfdA dioxygenase family protein. Lineage: Eukaryota; Fungi; Ascomycota; Eurotiomycetes; Eurotiales; Aspergillaceae. The transcript is spliced from 2 exons. The coding region runs from base 1 to 1134 and encodes 377 amino acids. The record is from RefSeq and is a predicted model, not a curated record. Gene Ontology annotation, molecular function: 2-oxoglutarate-dependent dioxygenase activity. Gene Ontology annotation, cellular component: cytoplasm.
AUGCCCUCUUCCGCUCCUCUGAUUCGCUCCAAGGCUACCGGCCCUAAUGGCCACAAAGCCGAAAUCCCAAUUAGCUACGACAUCAACAUUCCCUAUGUCGAUGUGGAAAAGCAAUCCAAAAUCAAAACCCCAUACCCAGAAUAUCUUCCCACCUGGGAUCCAAUGUGGUUUGAACCACUUCCGGAAUUCGAAUACUCCGACCCAGCCCUCCGAGUAAAAGACAAAAGCAAACCAAAUCUUCUAAACAACACCGGGGCAAAAAUCACCGACAUCCAACCCGCAAUCGGUAGCGUGAUCGAAGGAAUCCAACUAAACAAGCUAAACAAUGCUCAAAAAGACGAGCUUGCACUUCUGAUUUCCGAGCGAAAGGUCCUCGCCUUUCCCGAUCAGGAUCUUAUCGAUGCCGGACCGGCCGAACAAGAGGCUUUCAUGCGGUAUUUCGGCAAACCGAACUAUCAGCCUGUUUCAGGGACUGUGAGGAAUCAUCCUGCUUUUCAUGUGAUUCAUCGUGAUGGGAAUCGAGAGGAAAUUGCACGAUUCCUCGAAGCAAGAACAACAACUACACUCUGGCAUCAGGAUGUUAGUUACGAGAUCCAGCCACCGGGUUAUGUGAUGUUGGGACUUUUGCAAGGUCCCGAGGUGGGAGGCGAUACCGUUUUUGCUGCGACGGAUAUGGCUUAUAAGAGACUUUCGCCUACUCUGCGCUCAUUCCUAGAUACGUUGAAGACAGUGCAUUCGUCUUCGAAGAUGAUUCAUCACACGCGGUUGACGGGGGGGCUUGUGCGCAAGGAGGCAGUUGAUACCGUGCAUCCGCUUGUGAGGAUCCAUCCUGUUACGGGGGAGAAGUGUCUGUUUGUCAAUGCGGAGUUUAUUACGAAGGUUCAGGGGAUGAAGGAGCCUGAAACUAAGUGGAUGUUGGAUUUCCUGAUGAAUCAUAUUGUGACUGGACAUGAUUUCCAGGCCAGAGUGCGAUGGCAACCUAGGACAAUUGUUAUGUUUGAUAACAGGGCUACUACUCACUCCGCUAUUGUGGAUUACUUGGAUGAGGAGUAUGGUGCUAAAGCUCGUCAUAUCUUCCGAUUGAUUGCGCUGGGAGAGAAGCCCAUUCCUGUUUAUGACGAGUUUGACGAGUAG